UAAUGUUUUUUUUUCCUUCUUUGUUUUUUGCUUAAGAUUUCCUCAAGUACAUCCCAUUCAGGCCCUCCUGACUUAACAAAGCAGUGUGGGAUGUCAGCGUUGUUUCAGUUGGCAGAGAUGUGCCUUGCAUCAGAGGCGGUAAAAGUGAAAGAACCUGGGAAGGUGGAAGUGGAAACAUCGGUGGAUGUGAAAGCAGAAGCUCCAGAGGAAGUGAAGGUGAAAGAAUUGGAGAAAGUGAAUGUGAAAAACUCACAGGAAGUAAAAGUGGAAGAAUCUGAGGUGGUGAAAAAUCAAAAUGACGAAAAGACAAAAACCGAAGAGUUGGAGAAAGUUACAAAAUGCAGUCACUUUACUGAUCCGGCAGCAGACAGCAGUACUUUAGAGAUAAAUAAUAGUACCAGUGCAAAGGAUCACACAUGCCAUUCUCAAGAGCUUUCACUUGCUGACUUUAAUACCCUGGGGCUGACCAAACCAGAAAAGAUCAAAAAGAAAAAGAAAAAAAAUAAGCUGGACCGGCACACAAACGAAAAAUCGAUGCCCAAGAAGGCUUGUAAAAAGAGGCAGUCCUCUGAGUCGGACAUUGAAAGCGUCAUUUAUACUAUCGAAGCAGUUGCAAAAGGCGACUGGGGCGCCGAGAGACUCGUCGAAAUCCCCCGGAAGAAGGUCCGCCCUGCCUCAAACAUGAAGGGAAGUGUGUUGGACACAAAGUCACCAAAGAAAAAAGUGAAAUCAAAAGAGAAGAGAGCAUCAAAGGAGAAAUCCUCGGAGACCACCAAAGAAUCAAAGCCUCCCGACUUUCUUAGCAUUACAGCCAAUACGGAGGCACCUUGUGAGGUACCUGACAACAUAAAAGCAGAACCAUUGACCCCAACAGAGGAUGUGGUACCACACAGUUUACCUGGACAGGUCAAAACAGCAGACAGUGACUGUAAUAAAAAGAUUGAAACCUGUGGCUCCAGGAAAUCAGAGCGAUCUUGCAAAGGUGCUCUUUAUAAGACUCUGGUGUCAGAGGGCAUGCUCACGUCCCUGCGUGCCAAUGUGGACAGAGGCAAACGAAGCUCAGGAAAAGGCAACUCCUCAGACCAUGAAGGAUGCUGGAAUGAAGAAAACUGGACCUUUUCCCAAAGUGGGAUGAGUGGGAGUAAAAAGCUGAAAAAAACUAAGCCAAAGGAAGAAUUUGUUCUGGGUUUAGCAAAAUUGGAAGAAGAAUUUGAAAAAAAAUUCAACAGCCUCCCUCAGUACAGUCCCAUUACGUUUGACCGGAAAAGCGUAUCUGUUCCAAGGAAAAAGAAGAAGGUUGGAAGCUGUCCAGCAGAACAACCAAAAUCCAACAAAGGUUCAUUCCAGUCUCAGAAAAAGAACUUAUUCCACAAAAUUGUCAACAAAUAUAAGCACAAAAAGGAGAAGUUUAAGGUUCCGGAAAAAGCCAUACUUGCAGAAGACAAAAACCCCAGUGAGCCUGCACGGAAGAAUAAAACUUCUGUAUCUGUCCCAAAUACUCCAGAGCCAGCACUGCUGCAUGAACCCUUGGUUGGUAGCCAAAAGAGGAAAGCGAGGAAAACUAAGAUCACACAUCUUGUUCGGACAGCAGAUGGCCGAGUGUCACCAGCAGGAGGGGCUCAGGAGGAAAAACCAAAGGAGCUACCACAGAGUAGUCUCCAAAAAACAUCAAGUGCGGAGACCGAUUGCAACGACGAAUGCUCAAGAAGCACAGAAGCAGAGGACACUCAUAGUAUUACGCCAGGCAUGCCAGCUGUGUCUGCAUUCUUUAGCCUAGCUGCUCUAGCAGAAGUAGCAGCAAUGGAAAAUGUACACAGAAGUCAGAGGGCAGCGCCUCUCCCACGUGACGGACAGCCAAAAGAAAUGUCUCAGGCUCCGGUGCUUAUUUCCUGCGCCGACCAGUGAAGCUCCACCUUAUUGUAAAACAUUGUGCUUUACCUAAUAUCCUAGCCUUGUCUUUACCAAGGGAAGCUAGUCAGUCCAUAUGAUGGAAAAUAUAGACCUGCAAACAAGUGCUUCUUGCUGUGAGUGGCCCAGAUUUCACUUGAAGCCAGAAGUUAGCAACUUGGGCCAAGUCCUCCAAUUGGAACCCAGAAUCUAGGAAGGUGGUGUUAUUUGUCUAAUAAUGAAAAGAAAUGGAAUGAUCCUGGAGCUUGCUUUCUAUUGAAGGCUUUUAAACAGUAAAUAGGUGGUUUGUGUGAAAACGGCUGCCUUUACAGUAGCUCACACAGCAUCUCUUCUAUCAACCAGAGGGUAUGGAAACUAGUUUCAUAUAAUACCUAGUUAUUCUAAACAAAAAUACAAAAAAAAAACACUGACGCACUGCACUAGUUAUUAGAUAUUCUUAGUCAUUUUUGUACAUGAAGAUUUAAGUUCUAAGAUGGUUUAUAUAAUAGGUUAUGCCUACAUUUAUAUUGUAGAAUGAAUUUAAAAACCUGUUCUGGAGAACAUAAGGCAGCAUGGACAGAUGUACCAUUGUUAGCGGUGUUUGCUCAACCAUGUGGUCCAGAUGUUCUGCACUUUUAUAUUUGCUACCACAGUGGUAGAGUUUACUGGCAAAAAUUCUGACAGGCUGUGUUUGAUUUUUGUUGUUUGUUUGUUUUUUUUAAUUUAGCAUUGAAUAACUAGAAUGAUUUGCAUUAGAAAAAAGAGUGGCAUAUGGGAAAGAACAAUACUGCAGAGUAUGGACUGGUCUUUCAUGCAUUGGAGGGUUCCUUUAUUCUGCAUAGAGGUCUAAAUGACUGGGUGAAAUGCUCAUGUAAA
Molecule: messenger RNA, 2763 nt
Organism: Chrysemys picta bellii (western painted turtle)
Lineage: Eukaryota; Metazoa; Chordata; Testudines; Emydidae
Source: RefSeq, a predicted model, not a curated record